Molecule: messenger RNA, 1775 nt
Organism: Tarenaya hassleriana
Lineage: Eukaryota; Viridiplantae; Streptophyta; Magnoliopsida; Brassicales; Cleomaceae
Product: dihydrolipoyllysine-residue succinyltransferase component of 2-oxoglutarate dehydrogenase complex 2, mitochondrial-like
Exons: 15
Coding region: 122-1507 (461 amino acids)
Biological process (GO): tricarboxylic acid cycle
Cellular component (GO): oxoglutarate dehydrogenase complex
Molecular function (GO): dihydrolipoyllysine-residue succinyltransferase activity
Source: RefSeq, a predicted model, not a curated record
CGGUGACUUGCCCGAAAGUCAUUAGCUUUUUCCCGGUCCUCUCUCAUCCCACUGAUUCCGCAAACCCUAACUCUCUGAUUCGGUGUUGCCUGCGGGUUCUCGAUACAAGGGUUUCGGUACCAUGAUGUUGCGAGCUGUGGUGAGGAGAGCUGCGAGGAGAGGCUCUUCUGCUUCGGCAUUCGGGAAGUCAUUGCAAUCUCUUCGUGCCGCCUCUUCUGCCUCGAGCUUUCAUUCUGUUUCGGCAAUUGAGACACCGUUGCAUCGUGGUCGUGGAGGCUAUGCUCAUAGUUUUCAUCACCUUGCUGUGCCAGGCGGUUCAGACAGCUUGAGUGUAUUCAGCAGUUGCCGAGAUGUUUCCCUCAAUAGACGGGUCAGGGAUUUUUCAUCUGGAAGCGGCGAUUCAGUGGAAGCUGUGGUACCUCACAUGGGUGAAUCUAUCACCGAUGGCACCCUAGCCAACUUUCUGAAGAAACCGGGCGAUAGGGUAGAGGCUGAUGAGCCUAUUGCACAAGUCGAAACGGAUAAGGUGACCAUAGAUAUCGUUAGCCCUGCACCUGGUGUUAUCCAAGAGUUUGUAGUGAAGGAAGGAGAUACUGUAGAACCAGGAACAAAGGUUGCUAUUAUUUCGGAGUCCGGGGAAGCUGUGUCUCAUGUUGCCCCCUCUGAAACGAUACAAAAGAAAACAGCUCCCGAGUCAUCUCCUAUUCCGCAAAAGACCGACGAUAAGCGGAAAGUUGAAAGUGCUCCUGUCCAAGAGAAGCCCAAAGCACCUAAACAGUCUGCUAAAGAACCUCAGCUGCCUCCUAAGGAGAGGGAGAGACGGGUUCCUAUGACUAGACUUCGGAAGCGGGUUGCAACGAGACUGAAAGACUCUCAGAACACUUUCGCAAUGCUGACAACCUUCAACGAAGUUGACAUGACUAACUUGAUGAGCCUGCGGUCUCAGUACAAGGAUGCAUUCUACGAAAAACAUGGAGUGAAGCUGGGUCUUAUGUCGGGAUUUGUUAAAGGUGCUGUUAGCGCACUCCAGCACCAACCGGUCGUAAAUGCAGUUAUCGAUGGGGAUGAUAUCAUAUACAGAGACUACGUUGAUAUCAGUAUCGCAGUCGGUACCUCUAAGGGCCUUGUCGUUCCAGUCAUACGUGAUGCUGAUAAGAUGAACUUUGCCGAGAUAGAGAAGACGAUAAACACACUGGCUAAGAAGGCAAACGAGGGAACCAUAUCGAUAGACGAGAUGGCCGGAGGAUCAUUCACCAUCUCUAAUGGCGGUGUUUAUGGAAGUCUCUUGAGCACACCUAUCAUCAACCCUCCCCAGUCUGCUAUAUUGGGUAUGCAUUCGAUCGUGACACGUCCAAUGGUUGUGGGAGGAAGCAUAGUCCCGAGGCCGAUGAUGUACGUUUCGCUCACUUACGAUCAUAGGCUCAUCGACGGGAGAGAGGCCGUCUAUUUCCUGCGUCGGAUCAAGGACGUGGCCGAGGACCCGCAAAGGCUGCUUCUCGAUGUAUGAUAGAGCCAGCCGUUGUCGAGGCCGUCUAUUUACAGCUUCCUGGUACGACCAUAACAACAGAACUGGAAAUGUUUUUUUUCCUCAAGUUUCUUACAGUUGCAGAGUUUUUGCCGGCGGAGAAGCAUCGGUGUAACACUGUUGAGUUUAACAGAGUAUUGGCAUAAAAGUUUCAAUUUUUUUUUUACUUGGAAAAAACAACAAUAACGACACUGGUUUUGUCUUGGAUUGGAUGAUAUUAUAUUUGCAAUUCCAUUAGGUUUAAAGGGCA